Encephalitozoon romaleae SJ-2008 is the source of this 552-nucleotide messenger RNA. RefSeq lists its product as hypothetical. The coding region runs from base 1 to 552 and encodes 183 amino acids. The record is from RefSeq and is a predicted model, not a curated record. NCBI's taxonomy places the organism in Eukaryota, Fungi, Microsporidia, Unikaryonidae. The transcript has a single exon.
AUGGAGGAAACAAAGACAUUGCUACAAGAUCUUUGUGAGAAGUUCAAAAACCCUGCAGAAAAGAACAUACUUAUGGCUUUGGACAGCCAAAGAAAAGAAGAAAGGAUGAAAAUGGAGACGGUGACUAAGGCUCUCCAAGACAAUGUCCAGCUUUUUAAAAAAAAGAAUAUUCAGCUUGAAGGAGAAGUAAGAAAAUACUCCUAUACCCACAGUAAAAAAAAUGAUGCAUUCAUAGAGAUCAAUAAUGAAAAGUUAAAGCUUGCUAAGAAGAUAGUUGAGCUUGAGGACGAAAACGAAAAAAUAAAGGUAGGUAUCAUUAUGGCAGAUAAAAGUAUUCAAGAAAAAGAAGAAAGACUGCGUACCCUUUCAAGGCCUUCCUUUAAUGAAAUAUACCUUGAAAUUGUUAAAGGAUUUGGAAUUGAGUUUCUUGAGGGAGAUGGAAGAAAAUAUUGCCGGAUAAAGAACAAGAAAAUGAGUGAUGUUUUUACAAUUGAUGUCGGUUCGAGUGCUUCCAUGUUUGAAAUCACUAACUCCAUUUGGGAGAAGAUUUGA